AAUGAAUAAGAAAAUGAAACAUUCGGGAUCUAUUACAUCUAGAAUACAUGAAUCGAGUUUGAUGGACUCAAUUUUAGAUUCAACUACUGCAAGAUAACCUCAUUCUCUAUGUGAAGAUUCAAUUGCCUUCAUUUUGAUGGCCUAGAGUGCCAAUGACCAUAUAAGAAUAAUAAGAGUAUCAUCGUAUAAUUUAAACAGAGGAAAUUAUUCAAUCCACCAAAGAAACGAGAAAUAGACUUCGUCAAGGCAUCCAAGAUUUGAGAUUGAGUCUAAACAAUCUGGAACACUCUCAAUAAAGAGACAUUCUCAAUACUGAAUAUGAAUUAACAGUCAAUAUCAAUAAGUUGAAAUCUGUAACAUUGAUUAAUAUUCCUCAAGACCCUAUUUUAUCAUAUUUAGGAUUAAAGAGAGCAGAAUAAUCAGUUUGAUUAAUAGAUAGGUUCCUUACAAUAAGAUUGCGAUGACAUUGAAUAUCAAAGUAACAAGUUGGAUCAGAAAUUAUUAUACAUGUGUAGUAAAACAGGAUAAUAUUAAUAUGUUGAUUAUGAUAACUAUAUUCAAUGA
Molecule: messenger RNA, 564 nt
Organism: Paramecium octaurelia
Lineage: Eukaryota; Ciliophora; Oligohymenophorea; Peniculida; Parameciidae
Source: the annotation of a GenBank genome assembly